This is a messenger RNA of Protobothrops mucrosquamatus (brown spotted pit viper), 699 nucleotides long. It is a transcript of the gene RGS19, whose product is annotated as regulator of G protein signaling 19. Bases 14 to 682 code for a protein of 222 amino acids. The record is from RefSeq and is a predicted model, not a curated record. The transcript has 5 exons. NCBI's taxonomy places the organism in Eukaryota, Metazoa, Chordata, Lepidosauria, Squamata, Viperidae.
AAGAGGACUGCCCAUGCCGACUGUUUGCGAAGUGGGGAAGCAGUACCCAGAACCGCCGUACCAGGACAGACCACUUCCAAUGUCCCAGCAUGAGACGUCUCCGGCUGCACUGCGGAGGGCCAGCAACCACCGACGGGCCAACCCCUGCUGCCUGUGCUGGUGCUGCUGUUGCAGCUGCUCCUGGAAUGAAGACCGGGAGAGGGCCUGGAGAGCAUCUCGCGAAACCAAAUUGGAGACCAUUCCCAACUGUGAAUCCUGCACCAAACCGACCACCGAAGAAGUCAAGGGCUGGUCCCAGUCAUUUGACAAGUUGAUGAAAAAUCCAGCUGGCAGGAACGUGUUUCGGGAAUUCUUACGGACUGAAUACAGCGAAGAAAACAUGCUCUUUUGGUUAGCGUGCGAGGAACUCAAAAGCGAAUGCAAAAAACAUGACAUUGAUGAGAAAGCACGGAUGAUCUAUGAAGAUUACAUCUCCAUCCUUUCUCCCAAGGAGGUCAGCCUGGAUUCCCGCGUUCGCGAAGGCAUCAACCGCAAGAUGCAGGAGCCCUCCUUGCACACCUUCGACGAUGCGCAGCUACAGAUUUACACGCUGAUGCACAGAGACUCCUACCCCCGUUUCCUGAACUCUGCCAUAUACAAAGCUCUGCUCCAGAGUGUCUCUCGGUCAUCUUCGGAGUCUUAAGCCCUUCCGUACCAUUG